AUGAAACGUUUCGAAUCCGUAUUUAUGAUUAUCGAUGUUAUUUUGUUUAUUAUUGUUUGGGUAACAUUUUUUGGUAUUAUUGUUUAUUUAUUUUAUCCAGCUCUCCCACCUGAAAUUUAUCCAACCCCAACAAUAGUAAAACAGUCUGAUACUUUUUUUACAAUGAUUCAGGUUUCAGACCCUCACUUUUCUAAAUGGUGGAUUAAUCAUGCAAUUAAAAGGAUGAAUGAGUUUUGUAGUUCAACCUUAAAGAAAACGCAACCUGAACUUGUUGUUGUAACUGGCGAUAUCACGAAAGGCCAAAAAAUUGCUGCUACAAACUAUCCAAUGCAACAUCGAGAAGAGUGGGAAGGUUAUAGAACUAGAGUAGAUAAUGUAUGUAAAAAUUAUUUUUGUAAUAAUAAUUUUAAUCAAUCAGAAACUGAGUUAUUAAAUGAAGUACCUAAAUGUCUUUCUGAUCAUUGGAUUGAUGUUCGUGGAAAUCAUGAUAGCGAUGGAAUGAUAUAUGGUGUUGAAGAAAAAAAUUAUGCUAAAGACUAUCUAAUUUCUGGAGACCAAAAAUUGAUUGUCCGAGAUAUCAUCAAAGAUAAUCAAACUAUUAGAAUUAUUUUAAUCGAUAUGUUUCAAGAAACUUCUUUACCUGUUGAUGGGGAAGGAGUAGUCAAUAUUUCAUUAUAUAAUAUAAUAAAACAAAAAUUAACUGAACGAAAAACAACUCACACAAUCCUUGCUGGACAUUACCCAAUUAAUUCAGUUGUUGUUGAAGAAAAUAAUACUUUACUCAAUUGUCUUAGAAAAGACUUUAAUAACAAUCUUCCUUUUUCGAUGUAUUGGAGUGGUCAUUAUCAUCAAAAAAAUUUAUAUGUUUAUCAUAAAGGUGGGAUUAGAGAAGUUGAAUGUCCAACGAUGGAAAAUAAUGUUGUUCAUAUUUAUGUAUUUAAAGAUGGAUUUAUUUAUGACAAAGAUUUAUACAUUUACAAAGAUACAGUUUUAUUAUUAAAACCAACAGCACAAAAGUAUUACAAUCAUAAUUCUGCAUUUGAAACAAUUGAAUCCUAUUCUAAGUUUGAAGGAAUUGUUUUUUCAUUACAAAAAGUAAAAGUAGUUAAAUUAUAUAUUAAUGGAGAAGAAUAUUGUCAAAUGGAUCAAAAUAAUAAAGAUAUUCGUUUGUAUCAAUGCGAUGCUCAAGAAUAUUACUCAACUCAUCAAAGAAUUUAUAAAGCAAAACUUCUUGUUUUAUUUGAAGAUGACUCAAUUCAAGAAGAUGAACAAGAAAUGAAAGAAACGUUUAAUCACAGAAAAUAUAUCUUGACUUUUUCUUUUUUUAUUCUUACAAAUAUUAUCUUACUUUUUAUAGAAAUUAGAUUAGUAGUGUGUUGUAUAAUUGCUGGGUUAUUAUUUAGAUUCAAGCCAUUAAUUUAUUUAACUCGAUUUGUCCCAUUUACAUUCAUUCGAAAAUAUAGAAAGAUGCCACUUUCUUAUUUGUUAUUUUUUAUUGGUAUUUUAUUGUAUAUACACUGUGGGUAUAUUGUAAUUGGAGAUAUGGGAAUGGGACAAGCUGUUUACAUAACUUUUAAAACUGUUCUUGUUGGACCUCGUUCAGCUCAUUUCCAUUCAACAAGACUUGCCAUCAUUUGUUUUUUAAUUGUAUUAACAUGGUAUUGUUGUUAUGGAGUUGCUUUGUAUUGUAUGCAAUAUCAACUUCAAGCAAAUUUGUGUUUUGGGGUUCUUGCUUUCUUACUUGGGAUUUUUACAAGAAUGGCUUUAUUUACUACGGCUGUUUCUUUAAUUUUUACCAGUCCUUUUACAUACAUCAUGCUUUUAAAUAUAGGUAUUCUUGUUCAUAGCAAAUAUGGUCAUCCUGUCGAUUUAAAACUUAAAAAAUCAACUCUAUCUCAAAAAGUGAUCGUUAUUUAUUAG
Molecule: messenger RNA, 1920 nt
Organism: Entamoeba dispar SAW760
Lineage: Eukaryota; Evosea; Mastigamoebida; Endamoebidae
Exons: 1
Coding region: 1-1920 (639 amino acids)
Molecular function (GO): hydrolase activity
Source: RefSeq, a predicted model, not a curated record